UCCUAAAUGGGAAACAUGAAAAGAAAUCAAUUGGGAUGGAAUGUCAGGGUACUUCUGGUAACUCCGAGGAUGAAUCUUCUACAUCUCAAAGACUCAAAUUGAUGUCGAGCAGCUCAAAAUGCAGAUGCAGAAACUCAAAAAGAAAUGAGGCAUGGGAAUGCUGAUAAAGGAAGAGAACUGAUGCAGAUGCUAGGAAGACUCACUGAACAGCUUGAUGAUAUAAAAUCCCAUGUUACCAAAGCAGACACAAAUUUUGAGUGUCAUGGAGAAGAUGAUUAUUGUGCAGAAACCUAUCUUCAAGAGGGUUGCCUUGUGCGAAGGCAGACCGGGUGCUUGGGUAUUGUUGCCGUGUGCGAAGGGUAUUUCUCUCUCUCUCCGGUGGUUGUAGAUCCGGCGGCUCGGGUGCGAAGGAAGGCUGGGUGCGAAGGUUCCUCAUGUAGAGGAUCCAAAUACUCUGGAAGAAACAUUUUUGUAAGUUUUUUAGCGAGUAGAGGAAGAAGUGUUGACGCAUGAUGUCUGUUCGGCGCCACCAACGCAUACCAGAUCUCAAGUUACUACUUGGAUACUUGCGCAACCGCUGCCAGCCUCCGUCGCUGCUAUUGCAAAUCCACGCCGCUCUCAUCACCACAGGCUACCUCCUCCCUUCCCCAUCCUCCCACCCCGACGACAUUCCCAUUCCCGGGCGCACCCCCACCACCUUCGUCUACAACAUCCUGAUACGGGCUUACCGAGGCCUCCCCCAUGCAUGUCUCAUUCUCUUCUCCCAAAUGCUCUCCCACGGCGUCCUCCCUAAUCACCACACGUUUCCUUCACUUAUAAAAGUCGUCGCCGCCACCUACUGCUGUACCUACUCCGUCCCAACCCUCCACUCUCAGGCCUUCCGCCGCGGUCUCACCCUCGACGGAUUCAUUAACUGCUCCAUAGUCGACUUUUACGCACGUGCUCAUGAUCUCGAUUCUGCACGAAAGACGUUCGAUGAAUUAUCCUAUCCGGACUUGGCCUCCUGCAACUCGAUCCUCCAUGCGCUAUGUCUCCACGGCAACCUUGCUUCUGCUCUUAGGGUGUUCGAUAGAAUGGUCGAUAGAGACAUUAUUACGUGGGCAAGCCUCAUCAAUGGUUACGCCAAGAAUUAUGAGUUUCAUUCAGCAAUUUCCCUCUUCAGACGAUGGAUUAUGCAGAAGGAUGUUCCUUUGACACCGAAUGAAGCUAUGUUGGUCGGCGCCCUCUCUGUGUUCGCCAAUUUGGAUGGUCUCGAUGCUCAAUUGAAUGGCCGGGAGAUUCAUGGUUACAUCAUCCGGAAUGAAGCCCCUUUGACAGCAUUCCUAGGGACUGCAUUGAUCGACAUGUACAACAAGCAUGGCCUUUUGUCUUAUUGCACGAGCAUAUUUAAAGCGACAUUGGAGAAGGAAGUCUGCACUUGGAAUGCAAUGAUCUCGGCUCUUGCUUGCAAUGGUAAGGCGAUUGAAGCCCUGAUCUUGUUUGAAGAAUUCAGAGCUGCAGACAUGCAUCCCAAUCACAUCACAUUUGUUGCAGUUUUAUCUGCUUGCUCUAGACAAAAGUUAGUAGAAAUUGGUUUAGAGUGGUUCAAGGCGAUGUAUUCCAGAUUUGGAGUGGUUCCAUUGAUGGAGCACUAUGGGUGUGUAGUUGAUAUUUUGGCCAGGGCUGGUUUCUUGAAGGAGGCAGUUGAGUUCAUCAGGAGGAUGCCUUUUGAGGCUGAUGCAUCAGUAUGGGGUGCACUUUUGGGGUCUUGCAAGGUCCAUGAAGAUGCACAAAUUGUGGAUAAUGUGAGGAAAGAAUUGGCUAGACUACACUUUGGGAGUUCCAGUCGUAAUAUGAUUCUCAGGAACUUAUAUGCUGCAGCUGAGAGAUGGAACGAUGCUGCAGAGCUAAAGAUUGCAUGGGAGAAAUCAGGGAUGAGAAAGCCCACUGGGCAUAGCUGGAUUGUUUCUUGAAAAUAUGUUGGAAGAAUGUAACUUUGGAUACUUGGGCAAACCAAGGAGAAACAGACUUGGUGAAAUGUACCUUCUGGCAGUUAGUAUCGCAAUAACUUUGGUUAGAUGGGAAAUGCCUUGCACUCUUCCUCUGAGAAAUUUGGUCAUGCUCCUGCAUCUAGGUAUGCAUUCCCCGAAGCAGAUUUUAUUAAAUAAAAUUGUAACAAGUUAGAACGUUUGAACCUUCACAUUUUCAGUUAUGCAUGCACAUAUUUAGAAAAAGAGAAAAAAGGAAGAUGGAAUAGUAUAAUGGAAAUUCAAAUCUGGGAAGAUGCCUUGCCCCUCCCCUCUCUGGCUCGAUCUGGGUGCGGCGAGGUGUGGCAGGGCUCCUCAGCCAUGGCCACGAGGCCGGGCACAUCAUCACACAUCUGCACUUUUCUUCUCUUCUAUCUGCCUUUGUUGAUUUUGUUUGGCUAGGUGGUGGAUUAGAUAGUGGCGAUUGAGUUUUUCGGCACAGUGCUGCGUUUCUUUGGGUUUGGAGUGGGGUUCGCCUUCGGCUUGGUUAUAGGUUACUUCCUGUUCAUCUUCUCCCAGCCCACCGAUGUCAAGCUCGACUUAACCCAUCUGCAGCAGUCCCUCUUAUUUGACCUUCUUCAGUUUAAGUUCAUUAGUGAACUUGACCUAGAGACCAAAGCUCUCCUAGAGGCAGCUCUGAUGGAAGGUAACAGAGAAAGGGAACUAAAGAUCCUGAAAGCAACAAAACAAUCCUUGACGUAUAAUGAUAUUUCCGAGGACCAUGAUGCUGAGCUAUAUUUGAUCUGCUUCUACCGAGAUUGCAACAUGGAGGUCCAGGACUGCAAGCAUCAGAUGUGUGCCCAUUGCAUACUUGCCUUGUGCUGCUAUGGCAAGUCCAACCUCACAACCUUGUGUUUGCCAUCACCUGUCUGUCCCUUUUGCCCAGCAACAUUUCAAAGCUGGUGAAGACCAUGACAACACCUCAAAGACCUCAAAGUACAGGAGGCCAAAGAGGAGGACCCAAAAUUGCAUCGAGGGAAGUAGUAGCUUCAGAUAUCUCUCUUCAGCUAUGGGAUCACUUGGAAAAAUAGGAAUAACUGAUACCAGUGACAUUGUGGAUAAGCUUUAGGUCUAUUGUAGUUCAAAAUGGUGCAAACAAGUUGUUCUAAAAUCUGAAUCAAAAGUAGAAGAAAGUCCAACAGUUUUUGUUCGGUAAAUGCUACAUGCUAUGUUGAGCUACAAGUGAUGCCAACUAUUCUGAAGAACACUAUUGAUGCAUUCUUAUCGUAUAGUAAAAUCCAGUACAAGCCAUGAGUGUGCUUCAAGAGGAAAGAACUGGUACAAUUGGUGAUUCAGUGUCCGAGUGCACAUUGAUUGAGGAAUCUUCUGGGCGUUGGCGAUCAUCAUGUUUUUUCUUCCAUGCAACUGAGCAUGGUAGAUGGGCCUAUUGUCUCCCUACUGUGUUUUCACUUAAGCUUAUUGACACUUGUCACAUGUUCUUUCACCUCUGUUUUUUCUUCUAGUGUAAUAAAAAGAUUGGAUACAUUGUAUUUGAUUGUGAAAAUUAAUUAGAUUUUGUUGUUAUUGGGAAAAUAUUUUUGUUGUGUUUGAAUGUAUUGUAUUUUUAAUACAUUUUUAUAAUAUUUUUGGAGAUAAUUUGUAUGUGAAA
Zingiber officinale is the source of this 3615-nucleotide messenger RNA. RefSeq names its product putative pentatricopeptide repeat-containing protein At1g10330. The transcript has 7 exons. Lineage: Eukaryota; Viridiplantae; Streptophyta; Magnoliopsida; Zingiberales; Zingiberaceae. Gene Ontology annotation, molecular function: protein binding; RNA binding. Bases 510 to 1952 code for a protein of 480 amino acids. Gene Ontology annotation, biological process: RNA modification. The record is from RefSeq and is a predicted model, not a curated record.